This is a messenger RNA of Leucoraja erinaceus (little skate), 2351 nucleotides long. RefSeq names its product replication protein A1 (gene rpa1). Gene Ontology annotation, biological process: double-strand break repair via homologous recombination; meiotic cell cycle; DNA replication. Gene Ontology annotation, cellular component: DNA replication factor A complex; nucleus. The record is from RefSeq and is a predicted model, not a curated record. Lineage: Eukaryota; Metazoa; Chordata; Chondrichthyes; Rajiformes; Rajidae. The transcript is spliced from 17 exons. Gene Ontology annotation, molecular function: single-stranded telomeric DNA binding; damaged DNA binding. The coding region runs from base 129 to 1958 and encodes 609 amino acids.
UGGCAGCGCGCAUGGGCCGUGGCUGCGGUGACCGGAGAGAACGCGCGCGAGUUGUGGAGAAGCUUUUGGCGCCAGAGCGGGAGUGAGAGCGGCUGCUGAAAUAUCAAAUCUGUUUGGAGGCCGGAGAGAUGGCGGCUAGACUGUCCGAGGGGGCUAUUGCGUCGAUAGUUCAAGGUGGAACUCCUUCACAGCCACUUUUACAAGUUAUUAGUAUUCGACGAAUUACAAAUGGGCCCCCAAGGUAUCGCGUACUAAUGAGUGAUGGAAUCCAUACACUGUCAUCUUUCCUCCUCGCAACUCAACUGAACUACAUGGGAGAUGAGGGCCUUAUUGCAGUAAACUGCGUCUGCCAAAUCAACCGAUUCAUCUGUAACACAAUGAAGGAUGGAAGACGUGCAGUGGUGAUUGUUGACUUGAAAGUUGUUAGAACAGCCGAUCAAGUGAAUGGAAAGAUCGGUAAUCCAACGCCUAUCAAUGAAGGUCAAACACAGCCGUUGGCUGCUGUUGCCAACCAAUCAACAACCAAAUCAGUGCAGAAUGACUCCACAUUGGGUACUGCUUCAGUUCACAGUAUUCCUGCCAAAGUUGAGAACCAGCUGCCUAGUAGACCUGGAAGUUUCAGAAGUCAACCAAAUAGCAUUGCAGGAACACAGGCAAAAGUGGUUCCUAUCGCCAGCCUGAACCCCUACCAAUCUAAGUGGACAAUCCGGGCUCGUGUUACCAAUAAAAGUCAGAUUAGAACGUGGAGCAACUCCCGUGGAGAAGGGAAACUAUUUUCUAUGGAGCUGCUGGAUGAAAGUGGUGAAAUUAGAGCCACGGUUUUCACUGAUCAAGUGGACAGGUUUUUUCCGAUCAUUGAAGUAAAUAAGGUAUAUUUGGUAUCAAAAGGAACAUUGAAGACUGCUAACAAACAGUACACAUCCGUGAAGAAUGAUUAUGAGAUGACAUUUAACAAUGAAACUUCCGUGAUCCCGUGUGAUGAUGCAGAUGACUUGCCCACAGUACAAUUUGAGUUUGUACCAAUUAAUCAGCUUGAAAACAUGAACAAAGAUACGAUGCUUGAUGUAAUUGGAAUCUGCAAGUCAUUUGAAGACGUCAGUAAGAUAACAGUGAGGUCAAAUAAUCGCGAGGUAUCCAAGAGAAAUGUCUACCUAAUGGACAUGUCUGGGAAAGUUGUCAGUGCUACACUGUGGGGAGAAUAUGCGGAGAAGUUUGAUGGAUCAGAACAACCAGUGAUAGCUGUUAAAGGAGCCCGCCUUUCAGAUUUCGGAGGCAGAUCUCUGUCUAUCUUGAGCUCCAGCACCACCUUGAUUAACCCUGACAUUCCAGAGGCAUUCAAACUGAGAGCAUGGUUUGAUUCUGAGGGCCGGGUGAUGGAAGGGACAUCUAUUUCUGAUGUAAAGGGUGGUUCUAUGGGAGGAAACGCAAACUGGAAAGUGAUGCUUGAAGUUAAAAAUGAAAAUUUGGGUCAUGGAGAUAAGCCUGAUUAUUACACAACUGUAGGUACCAUUGUGUACCUAAGGAAGGAAAACUGCAUGUACCAGGCAUGCCCGACUGCAGAUUGCAAUAAAAAGGUUGUGGAUCAACAGAACGGCCUUUACAGGUGUGAGAAGUGUGAUCGUGAGUUCCCCAACUUCAAAUAUCGAAUGAUCUUAUCAGUAAAUCUCGCAGAUUUUGGAGAAAAUCAAUGGGUAACAUGUUUCCAGGAAACAGGAGAGGUAAUUCUUGGUCAGAAUGCCAAUUAUCUCGGAGAGUUGAAGGACAAGAAUGAACAAGCCUUUGAAGAAAUUUUCCAGAGUGCAAACUUCCAGACCUACAUCUGCAGAAUCCGUGUCAAACUUGAAACCUACAAUGAUGAAUCUCGCAUCAAAGCGACAAUGAUGGAUGUGAAACCAGUGGACCAUAAGGAGUACAGCAAGAGGCUGAUAAUGAAUAUUAGGAAACAUGCAGCUACAUAAGCUUACUGAAUGCUGAGUAGAUGUGAAGAAUGAGCGCCAGUGGAAACCGGGGUGCUUCAGAUAUUCAAUUAAAUAUACUUUCUUUCGUGCUUUGAAAAUGGAAGACUAUUUUAAUUUGGGAUCGGUUGCAGAAUUCUGCGUUUCCAGAAUGACAGUAGAAUUGCUAGCCGUGUGAUUUAUAGAACUAGAGGUGCCGAAUUCUGAUCAACUUGUGCUAAAUGACGAGACGGAAUUUGCAUCUGUGUAAAUAGGCUUUCCUACCGUGGUAUAGUUAACCUAUGCAGGAUAGACAAUAAAGCCAUCGAUCCCCCCCCACACUCACAUCCUUCCACUUUCAUACUUGCACAACUUAUUUCAGUUCAACUCUGUAAUAAACAUUGAUGAUAAACUUAA